Messenger RNA from Colletotrichum chrysophilum, 1686 nucleotides. RefSeq lists its product as uncharacterized. Bases 1 to 1686 code for a protein of 561 amino acids. The transcript has a single exon. Gene Ontology annotation, biological process: transmembrane transport; nucleobase transport. The record is from RefSeq and is a predicted model, not a curated record. Gene Ontology annotation, molecular function: nucleobase transmembrane transporter activity. Gene Ontology annotation, cellular component: plasma membrane. Lineage: Eukaryota; Fungi; Ascomycota; Sordariomycetes; Glomerellales; Glomerellaceae.
AUGGCGGGCCUCCUCCGCCGCAUCGAAGUCUCCCGCGAGACCGAUGUCGUCACAACAGCCUACAUGAACCGCGACACACGACCUCUGCCGCCGGAGCGACGCACCUACGGGCCCUGGCAGUUCGUCGGCCUCUGGGUCGUCACGGGCUCGUUCAACAUCGGCGGCUGGACGACCGGCUCCUCGCUCAUCGCCCUCGGCCUCAACGUCUGGCAGGCCAUGCUGACCGUCAUCAUCGGCCACAUCCUCGUCGGCCUCAUCUGCGUGCUCGCCGGCGGCCCGGGAGCAAAGUGGCACAUUGGCUUCUCAAUUCUGCAAAAGGCCUCGUGGGGCAUGUACGGCGCCUUCUUCCCGCUCGUGCAGCGCAUCAUGCUCUCCUUCAUCUGGUACUCUACCCAGGUCUACUGGGGCGGACAGUGCGUGCGCACUUUUAUAUCAUCCAUGGCGCCGUCCUUCAACGCCCUCGACCGCCCCCUGGCCAACGGGACAAUGACCGUCGCCGACUUCACCGGCUUCAUCAUCUUCUCGCUGCUCUGCCUGCCGCUCAUCUACAUCCGUCCCGAGCGGUACCACAUCCCCUUCGCCGUGGCCGCAUGCACCGUCAUCCCCACCGUCUUCGCGCUGCUCAUCUGGUGCGUGGCCACGGCGCACGGCGCGGGCCCGAUGCUGCGCGACAUCACGGCGACCGCCGGCGUCCAGCAAGCAACCGGCUCUCAUCUGGGAUGGAUGCUGGCGCUGGGGGUGUGCACUAACAUCGGCGGCAUCAGCACGCACAUCUUCAGCCAGUCGGACUUCACCCGCUUCGCGCGCCGGCCGCGCGACCAGCUCAUGUCGCAGCUGCUCUUCGUCCCGCUGAAUACUAUUGUAGUUGCCUUCAUCGGCAUUGUCUGCACCUCCUGCGCGGCGCAGCUGUUCCCCAAGACGCAGGGGACUUUGGUCUGGGAGCCCUACCGUUUUCUCGACGCAUUACAGGCACACUACGAUAACUCGGCCGGCGCGCGCGUGGCCGUCUUCUUCGCGAGUCUGGCCUUCAUCUUCGCGCAGUUUGGGAUUGCUGUGGCGGAGAACGCGCUGUCCAACGGGAUCGACCUCUCGGCGCUGCUGCCGCGGUACUUCAAUUUGAGAAGAGGCGGGUACCUCACCGCAGCCUUCGCGUUCGUGAUGCAGCCCUGGCAGCUGAUGAACGGCGCGAGCAAGUUCCUCACCGUGAUGGGCGGGUACGGCGUGUUCCUGGGCUCGAUGACGGGCGUCAUGUUUGCCGACUACUACCUGGUCCGCGGCCGCAACCUGAAGCUCACGCACCUCUACGAGGCCACGAGCGCGAGCGUGUACUGGUACUGGGAGGGCGUCAACUGGCGGGCGGGCGUGGCCUGGGUCAUGGGGACCUGGGCGCUGUUGCCGGGCUUCAUCCAGCGGGUGCAGGAUCCCACGGUUGAGAAGGACGGGUGGUCGCAUCUAUAUUACCUUGCGUGGCCGCUGGGGUGUACGUUGGCGGUUGUGACAUACUGCCUGCUUCACUACGUUGCCCCGAUCGAGAGUCCGACGGCGGUUGAUGAUGCGGAUUACUUUGGUACGUUCGGUCCGAGAGAGGGCACGGUGCUUGAUGGCCGGGAGCAGUCGCCGACCAAGGAGGCCGAGAUGGAUGAGAGCUCCAAGAGUCAAGGGUCCACGGAGGAUAAGACGGUCUGA